UAGUAAUGUCAACAUGUCGGAGUUGCCGUCUAAAGGAAAUGCAUUGAAUGAAACUAAGGAAAAGGACGAGUAUAGCGCAAAUAUUAUCUCCGUAAUAUCUCAGAUUGCGGACGACCAUCUUACGGUCGUCAGGAAUAUCAGCACUGGACUUGCAAUAGCCGGAAUAUUUAUGAUAGCAAGGAGUAUCAGACUGAUCACAAAGUUUGGCAGUGCGUCUGAAAUCCCGGCCAGGUUCAUUGAGAAGAACGUGAGUUUGAGAGGGAGAGUCCACAGAGUGACGAAGAGCGGGCUGGAAGUGGAACACGUCCCAAUUAACGUCCCCUUACUCUCCCCCCUUCUGAGGAACAGGCAGUCGGACGCCCUGUUGGAUGUGCGCCUGGCCGGGGUGGAGCUGACGGAGGAGGGAUGGGCGUGGCUGAGGCAGCAGCUGAAACCCACAGAGACAGUGUGGUUUCGACUCCUCAGACGAGAGGCCGAAGCCCUGGACUGCAUGGUGUCUGUGAGCAGGGGCCCUGUGUUCAACACGUGCGUGAAUGAGGAGCUCCUGCGUCUGGGCCUGGGGAAGACGGCGCCCCUCCUGGGCCUGCACCACCAGUCGCGCCUGUACUGGAGGCUCCACAAGCGGCUGCUGAAGGCCGAGCUGCGGGCGGAGAAGAAAGGGAAGGGGCUCUGGAGGGAGAAGGGUCUGUGGCAGAGACUGUCCGAGGCUGCACACAGCAACACAGCCGUCAGGCUUUUCAAGAGGCUUUUCAAACGGACUUAGAACCCAGAAUUUUCUACUAUUUUCUACUAUUGUCUAGGCAGUCAUAUGCCAUAUGUCUUUCAAAUUAUUCAUAUAAUUUAAUAUAUAUAUUAUGAAUAUAUUUCAUUUGUACAUAUAUAUGUGUCAUUGACUUAAAUUGUUUGCAGACAUUAAUUUGGUGUCAUAUAAAAUAUGUUUGUGUAAAAAUAUUUUUUUCUGAAAUGUCUGAUAACCCAGGAUCAUGACCUCAGUGUACAAGGAUAUGGUUUCAGCUGAGAGGAAUUUAAGAAGAAUAACUUUUCUGCUUAGUUUAUUAUCACAAACAUGAACAUUCUUGGUGGCAAUCUGCCAAUGCACCUGAAAGGAAAUGUUGAAUAUGUGAUAUAGUUAUUCCUC
Conger conger (European conger) is the source of this 1138-nucleotide messenger RNA. RefSeq names its product c18h3orf33 homolog (H. sapiens) (gene miso1). The coding region runs from base 14 to 763 and encodes 249 amino acids. The record is from RefSeq and is a predicted model, not a curated record. Lineage: Eukaryota; Metazoa; Chordata; Actinopteri; Anguilliformes; Congridae. The transcript has 5 exons.